CUUCGAGCGCCCAAGUCAUGGCUCGCUCCGUGCACGACAUGCUGCCAACGGAGGGUAGCAGCAGCGAUUCGGACUCCGACGUCGUCCUUGCCGUCACACGCCGCACUAGCUCGGGGAGGCUCACGACGGACACGCCGAGCGGACCAUUGUGACGGACGCCGCCGAGAAGCCCGCGAGCGUCCCACCGACAUUCAAGCGAAUGGCGUUGGACGCGUGUGUAGACACGUGCGACAUCGCACUCUCGUCCAUCGCCCACGACAUCUUGGACAACACCUACUUUUCAGGGACUGACGCGACGACGGUCGCGGAGCUGCGUCGCCAUAUUGCGACGUCUGGCUACGAUCGCACUGAUAGGAUCCGCGUCGUCUUCAAGGACGAGAUGUAUUUUGUUCUGGACGGCCAUCACCGCGUCGCCGCGCUCCGCGAGCUCAUGGCGUCGUCCACCACACUCAACCUCGCGACGCCCAGCGACGGCAGCUACUUGGUGCCGGUGGUCGUGUACGAGACGGAGAGAGCGGCCGAGGUAGCCGCUGCUCUCCACCGUAAGCGUUUGAUGGCUUAUGGCUUUUGA
Molecule: messenger RNA, 571 nt
Organism: Saprolegnia parasitica CBS 223.65
Lineage: Eukaryota; Oomycota; Saprolegniomycetes; Saprolegniales; Saprolegniaceae
Exons: 1
Coding region: 200-571 (123 amino acids)
Source: RefSeq, a predicted model, not a curated record